AUGGAGGCAGUAUUACCCAUUGAAGUUGAGAUCCCUUCUCUACGGGUGUUAUCUGAACUACAGUUGGACGAAGCCGAAUGGGUCCAAUCUCGUUACGAUCAGUUGAACCUAAUAGAAGAAAAGAGGUUAAAUGUUAUCCGCCAUGGUUAUGGGAAUUUACCUUAUCUACUCGACAUUAAGGCAGAUGAGCAUCUGUUUCGGGCUUUCGCUCAGUAUUGGAACCCCGCGUAUAGUUGUUUUACCUUCGGAAGGGUUGAUUUAGUGCCCACUAUAGAGGAAUAUACAGCUUUGCUUCGUUGCCCGAAGAUCCAAGUUGAUAAAGUCUACUCUAGAGCCGUUAAUGUCCCAACCUUUGUAAAGAAGUUGAUAAACGUCACCGGAAUGAGUGAGCAGUGGGUCACAGCACGGAUCAAGCAGAAGGGGGAAAGCAAAUGCAUCCCUUGGAAAAUCCUGCAAGAGCUGAUUUUGGCGCACCCUGAUGCGAGAAAAAAAGUCGACAUCUUUGCUUUGAGCAUUUAUGGGCUAGUAAUUUUUCCUAGGGCCCUAAGGCACAUAGAUGAGGCGACCUCUAACCUCUUUGACCGACUUGAUAAGAGGGUUACACCAGUUCCGACAAUUUUAGCAGAAACCUUCAGGUCGCUGAAUGCAUGUCGAAGGACGGGCAAAGGCAAAUUCAUCGGAUGUGUGCAGCUUCUACUUGCAUGGUUCCACAGUCAUUUUUGGAAAAUUGAUAAGGUUUCGUAUCGAGUGUUUUCUGAAAGUUAUUCGCCAUUAAAAGAGAUAGCAGCUACACCAAGAAGAGAUGACAUCUUGGAAGAGAAAUGGUUGGUCAUUCUUCAGAGUCUUCAUGAGGAGGACAUAGAGUGGAGAGCCCCGUGGUUGCUUUCGGAUGAGAUCUUGUACCGAUGUGGUAAUUUUGAUUGGGUCCCAUUACUUGGAAUCUGGGGAGCUGUUGGGUAUGCUCCAUUGAUGGUGCUAAGACAGUACAGGUCAAGGCAGUUUAUUCCUGCGACCCAAGGUUUAGCUGAGUUCUAA
This is a messenger RNA of Gossypium raimondii (Peruvian cotton), 1035 nucleotides long. RefSeq lists its product as uncharacterized. Bases 1 to 1035 code for a protein of 344 amino acids. The transcript has 2 exons. NCBI's taxonomy places the organism in Eukaryota, Viridiplantae, Streptophyta, Magnoliopsida, Malvales, Malvaceae. The record is from RefSeq and is a predicted model, not a curated record.